AUGCCGUCCACAUCCCCCGCAUCGGCGAAGCGGCCAUCUAUGCAUGAGCGAUCUGCCUCAGGCCAGUCAUUGUCCUCGUCGGGAAAGCAGCAGCCUCAGAUUCACAAGGCGCACCGCCCUCACAUCGUCGGUAGGCAUAGUAGGACUGUGUCUGGCAAGAUCAAGCGCACCGAUUCUGGCGCCAACAUUACUGCCAAUGCAAAUCGCAACAACCACCAAAGAAAGAAGUCGGGAGCCUCGACACCUGGACAAAGCCCGAGAUCUCCUGGUCCGUUGACGAAGCGCAACAGCUCACAUGUCACUCUUCCCAAGAACCAUUCGGCAGGCAACCUGAGGAAGAACCACUCCGCUACAAUCCUAGGCACCGGACGACAGGGUUCUCAUAUAAAUCUGAAAAGGCAAGGUCUUGCUCCGACGCCCAAGCCAAAGGACGAGAACCAGAAGACUGGGUUCUUCGAGCUAGGCAAUCAAAGCUCAGGUGAAGAGGAGGAGGGCGAGUGGGAGGACUCAACGACGCAGUCCCCUGAGCUCACUCGCAACAACUCGAAGGCCAACUCGAAGUCCUCGACGCCUGCACGAGUUCCAACACCAGAUGAAGUACCGAGGAAGACAUCAGAUGCGACCUCGAGCAAGGUACUACCCGCCUCUCAGUUGAGGCCAGACAGCGCCUCCCGGGCCAUUGCAAAGCAACAGAACACCGAUGAAGCGAGUCAUCCGAAUCCCGAUCUCUUACAGCAAGCUCGAAGAGGCUCAAGAGCACCACCAGCAAUGUCAACUGUUUCCGCAGUCGCUGGUCUGGGUAGGAAUGACUCCAACAGGUCAUUCCAGCAGAUCAAUCACUCGGAAGCAGCUUCUACGCCAGACACUCCAGACCUCUCCGUAGCCGAAGGCUCGGCAUCAGCCGAUAAGGCGGUCUCGAGAUUCCUCAAAGAGCCAUCUACAUCCAGUGAUGUCAAGAGCAUGAUUGAUGAUGCGUCAGACGAGGAUUCUGCCACGUUCUUGAAUAAUUACAAACCGCAGCCAUCGCAGUCGCCCGAAAAGCCGCGGAGUGUCGCAAAGGCCCGCUUUUCCAGCAUCCCCUCACGGACACAACAGCGAUUAGAGCUCGAAAGAACAGAACAACUAAGAGCUCCGGGUGGUCCAACGACGCCGCCGGCUUCUAUGUUGCAUACGGGCGGAGCCUCCACGUUUUCGCUGCACAGUCGAUCAGGCUCACGGGGAAGGACCCGUUCUUACAUGGACGAUUCGAAAGCCCUGAAACUGAAUUACACUACAGCGGUCCGGCAACUUGAUGUGGUCCGCCGUUUCCGCAAUCCAAUAGUAGAGAGUCUGACACGGCUAAAGAACAAUGGUUCACUCCCGGCAGAUAUUGGUAUGAUCACGCCGAAAGGUGCAGCAUCAACAAAAAGCCGGCCGCCAAGCAGACGAACCGGCCAAUUCCUGGCCCCUGACCAGAACAACAGAAGCGGAAUAAGCCGAAGCUUGGAGGAGCAACAGAACGGGCCUUCCCCCCUCGCUUCGAGAUCGAGUAGUCGCGGACGAGGUGGCCGAGUGCAAUUUUCACGCCAGGGCAGUCCUGACGAUAUCGGCGUCACCCCUACGGGCGGCAGUGUCGACGGAGCAGAUGAUGACGGUCUGACACCUGAUGAGGCGUUGAUGAGGCGAUUGUGGAACUCUAGAGAUGUGUACGAUAACAUGAGCGUCCUCAGCCAGCCUCAGACACCCACCACACCAACAAGUCACACGAGCAACGCCAAACUCACCCUCCCUUCCGCAACAUCCAACAACAAUGUUCACUCCCCACCACUCCGACCCGCCAUCCAAACCCUACAACCACAACCCAAACACCUACACACCAACAUCCGCGCCCCCACCAAUGCCCUCCUUCACCACAUCAUCGACCUCGACCACUCCGCCAUCAACACCGCCGCCAUCUCACUCCUAAACCUCCUCCGCACCCCUCCUCCACCCUCCCAACCUCACGCCCUGGCUCUUCGCAACGCCCAACUCGCUUCACUACAACACCUAACCUGGCGCCUAAUCCGCCACGACCUCUCCGAAGAAAUCAUCAUGCGCCCCGCCUUCAUCCGCCACAUGGGCCCUACCCUCGGCGCCGCCGCCGCCGAACACGACAGGCUGGACCACGAGCAUGCCCGCCUUGUCCUACUUGAGCUCUAUCGUAGCUUCUCUGCGUGCUCUCUACACGAUGUACAGCGCCUGGCGCAACUCACCUCCCAGUUCCGGGCGUUGAUGACAGAGUUGGCGGAGCAUAUGAAGCGGGAAUCUGGAGAGGAGAUGCCGGCGCUGGAGAGGGGGCUGGGGAGAAGUGAGAGCGAGGAGUUGGGGAGGAGGUAUCAGGAGACGCUUGUGGUUGAGCCGGGGUUGGUGUUGGGGGAUGGUAGGAGGGUGUUUGAGGGUGGGGUGGGGGAGUAUGUGGAGUGCGGGAAGGAGAGAUUGUUGGAGGUUUGGGCAUGGUUGUGCAAGAGACGAGUUAAGCAGAGUGGUGUUGAGCACGUUGAUACCAUUGCGAAGUGUGCGGCGUUACAGCGACGGCGUCAAUGUAUGGGUAGUCACCUAGGUGCCGUAGGAGUUCAGAUCGCCGCCAUCGUCAUUGUCAUUAUCAGGCAGACUGAAUGA
Cyphellophora attinorum is the source of this 2637-nucleotide messenger RNA. RefSeq lists its product as uncharacterized. Lineage: Eukaryota; Fungi; Ascomycota; Eurotiomycetes; Chaetothyriales; Cyphellophoraceae. The record is from RefSeq and is a predicted model, not a curated record. The coding region runs from base 1 to 2637 and encodes 878 amino acids. The transcript is spliced from 3 exons.